Molecule: messenger RNA, 3541 nt
Organism: Megalobrama amblycephala (Wuchang bream)
Lineage: Eukaryota; Metazoa; Chordata; Actinopteri; Cypriniformes; Xenocyprididae
Product: ubiquitin carboxyl-terminal hydrolase 37-like
Exons: 19
Coding region: 252-1979 (575 amino acids)
Biological process (GO): protein deubiquitination
Cellular component (GO): cytosol; nucleus
Molecular function (GO): cysteine-type endopeptidase activity; cysteine-type deubiquitinase activity
Source: RefSeq, a predicted model, not a curated record
AACUUGACAUGAAAAGAUUCAGUAGAGCAGCCGAGUGACGCGAGGAUAGAACGUUUGAGAAAGAGGCUCAGUGACGUCACACUGACUAGCUGCAUUCCAGUCCGUUGAAGAGCUCGCGCUUCUCAUCUGUUUAAUCAGAAUGACUUGGUUAGCGAAGGGAAGUCAAAUGCUAAACGCCUUAUGGUUUUAAGGAGAGUUUACCCAUUGAACUCACUUUGACUAACGUUGCACAAGUCUUACAAAUACUGUACAUGAACAUUACCACCAUUAUUACAUACCGUAGUAGAAUAGUCACACGGAUUAUGAUCACAAAGAAAAUGGUGAGUGACGUUCAUCAGGCAGAUGAGAAAAUGGAUAAAAAGACCAAAAAAGCGAAGAAGAAAAACAAGAGGGUGAAGUUUGCGCUGUCUUCUCCAGUUGAUGUGAUGGAUUCGUCCACUACAGCUCCUGCUGACAGCGGCAAAUUGCCCAACUCUUCGAGCAAAAGCAGAUUUCAAUUUCUGCACCGCUUUUUUGGCAAAAUACGGUCAUUCUGUCUGCCAAGCAAGUAUUUGUCUUCUAAACAGAAGAACAGCGACACCAAGACUGAGGCUUCUUCCUCAGUUGCAGUCGACAGAUCAUCUGAGGAGCAUCGAGAAGCUGAUCUGCUGGCUGCAACUCAGGAGACUGAAUCCAUCACAUUUGUUGAAAGGAUAAAACUGUCUCCCAGCUUCGAUGGUUCUUUCACAUCCAUAGACACAUCUUCUGAUGAAGAGACUCAGGAGACAAAACCUUUCGAAGAUGUAGCUAUUGCUCCACCCUUUGCUGCUAUUGAUCUUGAUUGCCUUCAAGAAAUUAUGGACAGUUUAGGAAGCGAGCCGCUUGGAGAUACCCAGACUUCAGCACUGCUGUGGGUCAGUGAUGUGCUCGGACAGCAAGCAGCGACUGAACAGGACAGCGAGACGCAGGGUGAUGAUGCUGACCUAGCUCCUAUGGGUCUUCCAAAUUUAGGGAACACUUGCUAUAUGAACUCCGUCUUGCAGUGCCUCCUCAGUGUUUCCCCCUUCAGGGAAGAUGUGCUUUCCCUGCAGGAACACUGGAAAAAUGAAGCCGUACUACUUGGAGCAUUAUCUGACUUGCAUAUGAGCAGGCUGGGCUGCAGUGACUCUGAACUGAAGAAAAAGCACUUGGCUCUAAUUAAAGGCUACAUUGAAAAUGACUAUCCAGAUUUCGAGGGAAACCAGCAGCAGGAUGCACAUGAGUUCCUCAUGGCUUGUCUGUUCUGUCUGAAAGAGGAGAGUGAGAUUCUGAAGGUUUUUUGUCCCACUUACACUUCCCCUGUGGCCAAUAUGGAGUUCAGGCUCAAACAUGAGCGCACAUGCGACAGCUGUGGCUUCCAGAAGAGCUUUCCAGAGGAUUUCAACUACCUCUCGCUGGUCAUCGGCCCUCAAGCACGUCUAACAGACAGUCUGCAGCAGUACUUGAACGCAUCUUCAAUUGAUUGUGCGUGCAGCCAAUGUUCUGGCACCAAGGCCUCUGAGACUCUGAAGUUUCUCAGCCUUCCACAGGUCCUGGUCUUUCUGGUGAUGCGCUUUGACAUCACGUCAUCUUCCAUGUGCAAGCUGAAGGACCAACUGGAGAUUCCUGAGGAGUUGACGCUGUCCUCUGUUGAAGAGAGCAGAAAGCAGCCAGUGUCAGCUAAAAGCUCAGCAGGCCGCAGAACAUUUCUCCAGAAAAUAUUUAGGAAAUGGAAUAAAGUUACACCGCUAACACCACAGGAGGAAGUACCAGCUGUCAUUAACGCACAGUACAGACUCAGUGGUGUUGUGUCGCAUUUGGGAAGCAAUUUGUUUAGUGGACACUACAUCAGUCAUAUUCAUAACCCCAAUGAAGAUGGAUGGCUGAGGUGCAGUGAUAAUAUUGUCAGAGAAACCAGCUGGUCGGAGGUGUCCAUGGACAUUGAGACAAAUGGCUACUUGUUGUUUUAUGUCAAAAGCUGAGCAGCGGCUGGUUCAUGAAAGUUUUAAAGAACAGGAAAGCAACAGAUGAGGAAGAUCCCGCUUAAUGUGAAACUCUGCUCAAUCCUCCUAGUCAACAAGAAUGGAUCUUGAGAAACUCACAUGCUCUGGUUUCUCUCACAUCACUUGGUCGAUUUGUGAGUCAGGAAGUUGAGUUUUGUGUAAAGAAGUGUUUUUCAUUCUGUUCUUUCAGCUGAGGCUUCCAGAAGAGCUUUCCAGAGGAUUUCAACUAUCUCUUGCUGGUCAUCGGUCCUCAAGCAUGUCUAACAGACAGUCUGCAGAAGUACAUGAACGCAUCUUCAAUUGAUUGUGCUCUGAGACUCUGAAGUUUCUCAGCCUUCCACAGGUCCUGGUCUUUCUGGUGAUGUGCUUUGACAUCACGUCGUCUUCCAUGUGCAAGCUGAAGGACCAACUGGAGAUUCCUGAGGAGUUGAUGCUGUCCUGUGUUGAAAGAGGAAGUACCAGCUGUCAUCAACGCACAGUACAGACUCAGUGGUGUUGUUUCACAUUUGGGAAGCAAUUUAUUUUGUGGACACUACAUCAGUCAUAUUCGUAACCCCAGUGAAGAUGGCUGUGGUGCAGUGAUGAUACUGUCAGAAGAACCAGCUAGUCGGAGGUGUCCAUGGACAUUGAGACAAAUGGCUACUUGUUGUUUUAUGUCAAAAUGUAUUGAAUCCAAUAAUAUUCAGUCACCUGCUUUGGGAUAAAAUGCUGAACUCCUCCUCGUUGUUUUUGUAGCUGAGCACCGGUUUGCGCAUGAGAGUUUUAAAGAAGUGGAAAUCAACAGAUGAGGAAGAUCCCACCGCUUAAUGGGAAACUGCUCAAUCCUCCUAGUCAGCGAGAGUGGAUCUUGAGAAACCCACAUGCUCUGGUUUCUCUCACAUCACUUGGUCGAUUUUUGAGUCAAACUUGCUCCUGGCGGUUUGAUUAAAGCAGCACCCCAUUUGCAUUCCUUCUGGGCCGGGAUGUCUCAUGGCAGCAUCUGGGGCCUGGGAUUUGUUUUUGGACAGUUGGUGGCUGUGUCUACCCUCUCUUGUCCUUUUGGGAUUUGCAGCAGAGGUUCAUCGAGAGCAGUGAACUUUGCCAGUGCCAGCAGCCAUAUGACUGUUGCCCAAGACUGGUUGCCCACUGAAGCUAAGCAAGGUUGAGCCUGGUUAAUAAUUUGCAAUUCCCACCAACUCAGCUGUUGUAUUUUACUAAGAUUUGUAUUUUACUUAUGAUUGUACAAUCAGCAACUAUCUUUAUGAGACAGAGGAGUCAAACAUGUUUAUACAUUUGUCUAUACAUUUAAAUUUGACUUUUUGAAAUUUAAGUCCUGGAAAACCUUUGAAAACGUUUCUCAACAAGUAUGCCAACAUUAUAAUAUAAAAUAUUAUUUAUUGAACAAUAAUAGCCAUUAUAAGCUUUCUAUUUAAUAUAUAUUAUUAAAUAUGUUGUAAAUUGUAUUUUGGAUACCUUAUAUCUGUAAUUUGAGUAAAAAAAACAAUAUUUUUGUGUAAACAAGUCAUUAGAUUGCAAUUUAAUUACUAUGUAAUUAUAGUCCU